GCAGCAGAGGGGGCGGAGGCCACCAAUAAUGAUGAGCAUAAACCAUCACUCCAGACCGGAGCAGUGAAAAGAGACACUGUGACCGUGGAGAGGCUGAAAUGUAAGGAGCAUGGUCAAGAGGGUUCGCUCUACUGUAAACACGACCAGCGGGUAAUUUGUGUGGUGUGCGCUGUGCAGGGAGAGCACAGAGAACAUGAGAUUAUCACUCUCAAAGAGGCCUACCUGUGGCAGAAGAGCAAAGAAGGCAUUGACCUGCUGGAGCGCACACAUGAGAUAUCAGAGAAGAUCAAGGCCAAAUGGAUCAGCCCAGAUAUGAGUGUAGAAGAGCUGGAGCAGUAUGUGAACCAGCAGUUCGAUGAGCUGAAUAGGCUGGUUCGCCUGGAGGAGUGGCGUGUCCUGCACCUGGUGGAUCUAAAGGAAGCGUUCCUCACUGCCCAGGCUGCUGAGAAGAUUUCUGAGAUUAGUGUCCACACUGAAAAACUGCAGGAGGAAAUGGAUUCUAUCACACAACAGCUGAGUGAACUGGAUCAGACAGAGCAGAAUGGAGUCGCCCCUAUGUCCCUGGCGCCACUGUUGGCCGCUAGACCAUCACGUCCACCUGAAGCUCUUGUGGAGCGCAUGCCACUGAAUCCUGAUUUGAGGCUAAGGUAAGAGAUCUAAAAUGAUCAGUUUCAGUAACUGUCAGGUACUGUUAAAUAUUACU
Molecule: messenger RNA, 703 nt
Organism: Sinocyclocheilus rhinocerous
Lineage: Eukaryota; Metazoa; Chordata; Actinopteri; Cypriniformes; Cyprinidae
Product: tripartite motif-containing protein 44-like
Exons: 4
Molecular function (GO): zinc ion binding
Source: RefSeq, a predicted model, not a curated record